Molecule: messenger RNA, 4497 nt
Organism: Rana temporaria (common frog)
Lineage: Eukaryota; Metazoa; Chordata; Amphibia; Anura; Ranidae
Gene: CACNA2D2
Product: calcium voltage-gated channel auxiliary subunit alpha2delta 2
Exons: 39
Coding region: 118-3477 (1119 amino acids)
Cellular component (GO): voltage-gated calcium channel complex
Molecular function (GO): voltage-gated calcium channel activity
Source: RefSeq, a predicted model, not a curated record
CAGUGGGCAGUCGGUCGGGUGAUAUAGGGCAGUGGUAGGGGGAGUCUGUCUCUCCUAGGCUGGGUACACGGCUGGCAGUGUUCGGUGGGCAGAGGCUCUCCGGUUUGGUUCUGCACGAUGCGGAUGGCGAUGAGAUCUCUCCGGCCGAUCUUCCUCCUCCUCCUCCCGGUGCUCUGUGUGCUGCACCUCCCGGGGGGUUCGGGGUUCAGCUUCCCGCAACAGCACACGAUGCAGUACUGGGCCACGCGGCUGGAGCGUGAGUUUCAUCAGGUCAUGCGGAACUUCGCCGGGGCUCAACAGCUGCAAGGGCUGUACAGGGAGAAGAGGAACCUCUUUGAGGUGAAGGAGAACAUUCCUCGGCGAUUGGUGGAAAAAGUGGCCGGCGACAUCGACACCCUCCUCGCCAAGAAAGUGCGGGCGCUCAAGAGGCUGGCGCGCGCUGCGGAGGAGUUCCAGAGAGCUCACCGUUGGCAGGAUAACAUCAAGGAGGAAGAUAUCGAGUAUUAUGACGCCAAGGCCGAUACAGAAUACGACGACCCGGAGGGGGAGGAGGAGCUGCGAGAGACCAGCCACUCCCUCAAGCUCGAUUUUACCGACGAUCUGAACUUCAAGGCCAAAGUGAAUUAUUCGUACACGGCGGUGCAGAUCCCUACCGACAUCUACAAGGGUUCCACCGUCAUCCUGAACGAGCUGAACUGGACCGACUCCCUGGAGAACGUCUUCAUCCAGAACCGCCAGGAGGACCCCACGCUGCUCUGGCAGGUGUUUGGCAGCGCCACCGGAGUGACCCGAUACUACCCAGCCACCCCGUGGAGGGCACCCAGCAAGAUCGACCUGUACGACGUACGCCGGCGCCCAUGGUACAUCCAAGGCGCCUCCUCCCCCAAGGACAUGGUCAUUAUAGUGGAUGUGAGCGGCAGUGUGAGCGGAUUGACGCUGAAACUGAUGAAGACGUCGGUGAUGGAGAUGCUGGACACGCUGUCUGAUGACGACUACGUCACCGUCGCCUCUUUUCACGAGAAGGCCGAGCCCGUGUCCUGCUUCAGGCAGCUGGUCCAGGCCAACGUUCGGAACAAGAAGGUCAUCAAAGAUGCCGUCCAAGAUAUGGUGGCCAGAGGAACCACCGACUACAAGGCCGGGUUCGAGUACGCCUUCAGCCAGCUGCAGAAUAAUAACGUCACCCGAGCCAACUGUAACAAGAUGAUCAUGAUGUUCACGGAUGGCGGAGAAGACCGAGUACAGGAUGUCUUUGAGAAAUACAACUGGCCCAACAAAACGGUUCGUGUUUUCACCUUCUCGGUCGGUCAGCACAAUUAUGACGUCACCCCGUUGCAGUGGAUGGCGUGCGCUAAUAAGGGGUACUAUUUUGAAAUCCCGUCCAUCGGAGCGAUCCGGAUAAACACUCAGGAAUAUCUCGAUGUUCUCGGACGUCCGAUGGUCCUCGCUGGGAAUGAGGCCAAGCAGGUUCAGUGGACGAACGUUUAUCAGGACGCCCUGGGGUUGGGCUUGGUGGUGACGGGAACACUUCCAGUAUUUAAUCUGACGACAGACGACUCCGGGAAUAUGGGAAAGAGUCGGCAGAACCAGCUCAUUCUCGGUGUGAUGGGCAUUGAUGUGGCGCUGGAAGACAUCCAGAAGCUGAUGCCGCGAUACAGCUUGGGUGCCAACGGGUACAUGUUUGCCAUCGAUCUGAACGGAUACGUUCUGCUCCAUCCAAACCUGAAGCCACAAGUCAUCAACUUCCAGGAGCCGGUGACUCUGGACUUCCUGGACGCGGAGCUGGAGGAUGAGAAUAAGGAGGAGAUCAGACGGAGGAUGAUUGAUGGGAUGGAGGGACAUCAGGUGAUCCGGACCCUGGUGAAGUCCCUGGAUGAGAGAUACAUUGACGAAGCUGACCGGACGUACACAUACGCGCCAAUUCACAGUACAAAUUACAGCCUGGGUCUGGUGUUACCUCUGUACAGCUCCUAUUACCUGCGUGCUAAUCUCAGUGAUCAGAUCCUCCAGGUGCAGUAUCCAAACAAGAAAACUAAGGAUUUUGAGUCUUUGAUGCCCAACACGUUUGAGUCUGAGGGCCGGGUGUUCAUCGCUCCGAGGCAGUACUGUCGAGAGCUUGAACAGUCGGAAAACAACACAGAGUUCCUUCUGAACUUCAUUACUCUGAUGGAGAAAGUGACGCCGGACUCCAAGCAAUGUGACAGCUUCCUGCUGCACAAUCUCAUCCUGGACACGGGAAUCACGCGGGAUUUGGCCGACCGUGUUUGGAAGGACAAAGAUCUUCUCACUUAUGGGCUUCUGGCGGUGUAUGCGGCGACAGACGGUGGCAUCACCCGAGUCUUCCCCAACAAAGCUGCUGAUGACUGGUUGGAGGACAUGGAGCCUCACAAUGCCACCUUCUACCGAAGAAGUCUCGACAACAAGGGCUACAUCUUCCGAGCGCCAUACAGAGAACCUGGAUAUCGGCCGUCCGAUCUGGAGAAUAAUACGGUGGGAAUUCUGGUCAGCACGGCCGUAGACCUGGAGGUCGAAGGCAGGAGACUUAAACCAGCUGUUGUCGGAGUGAAGUUGGAUCUGGAAGCUUGGGUAGAAAAAUUCAAGGUUCUGGCCAGUAACCAGUCUGAGUCCAAUCCUCAAGGACCGCGCAAGCAGUGCAGUCCCUCGGCCAGCUGCGAGAUGGACUGCGACAUCAACAACGAGGAUCUACUGUGUGUCCUGAUUGACGAUGGCGGAUUCCUCGUCAUGUCCAACCAGCAAGACCACUGGUCCCAGGUGGGGAAGUUCUUCAGCGAGGUGGAUCCGAAUCUCAUGUCCGCUCUCUACAACAGUUCCUUCUUUUUGAGGAAGGAGUCCUACGACUACCAGUCACUGUGCGCCCCCAAAACAGAGAGCAACAAAGGUGCUGCCCCCCGGGGGAUCUUUGUGCCAACAAUUGCCGACAUCCUGAAUCUGGCCUGGUUAUCAUCGGCAGCUGCAUGGUCCGUAUUCCAGUCUCUCAUCUACAGCCUGACGUACAGCACCUGGAUGCAGGCCGAUGACAUCAUGGCAGAAGGUAUGGAGCCGCGGGAGGCCAGCUGUAUCAUGAAGCAGACGCAAUAUUACUUCAGCAACAUCAACUCCACGUACUCGGCCGUCAUUGACUGCGGGCCCUGCUCCCGAUACUUCCACGCCCAGCGACUGUCCAACACCAAUCUGCUGUUUGUGGUGGCGGAGAAGCUGAUGUGCAGCCAGUGUGACAUCAUGAAGCUGGAUCAAGCAGAGACGCGUUCGGAAGGUCCGGAACAGUGUGAGUUGGUGGAAACGCCUCGAUACCGGAAAGGUCCUCACGUCUGCUUUGACUACAACCAGAUGGAGGACACAUCAGACUGCGGCAGAGGCUCCAUGUUCCGACCGUCUUGGCUCUUGCUGGCCUUUCUUCAGUCGCUACUCCUGUGCCUGGUUUCCGCCUCGACGUCAUCCACCACCGGUAGGGGGCUCUAGACCCCCGUCCCUGCUUCCUCCCUCCUUCCUGAGGCCACUUCUUGAUUAGUGACGUGGUUACCAUGACAACCAGGCAAGUGCCACUCCAGCGCAUUUUGGGCUGAGUUACCACGACAACCACCACUUGUUAUGGAUGAAUCUUACUGUGACAACCAGGAGACCUUUUUAGCGCCAUCGGGAGUUUUUUUCCAAGGCAACCGGGAGAACCGCAUCACGGCUUUGUAGCAGCACUUAACUCGUCGGCAAGAACUUCCUGCCAUGUCCAUCGUGGCCACUUUCUAGGAUCUCUUGUUUCCUGUCCAUCCGUCUCUCGUCGGUUUCCCCGUUUUUUCUGUCUUCACAUCUGGUCUCUGAGAUGACGUCACCACGUCACUGUGAUGUUCUGACCUUGGCCUCCAUAUUUCUGUAUAGCUCCAGUAUCAAUGCUAAGGGUCAGAGUCAACAUCGCAACGGCAUUCUGUACAUCCACCAUCAAGUCAUCAUGGCUUCUUCAUAUCAUCGUCAGACCGAGUGGAAGUCCAUCUUUCCCUUUGGAUCACACAUGGGGCCAAAGUCACUAGGAGGAAGGGGGGGGGGGCGGUGACAGAAAAUUCAAUAAGCGAGAAACAUUAGGUUUCCGCAUUGGGUAUUGCCAAGUUCUUCAUGCAAGAAGUCUGUGUUGAGCAUCAUGUACACACUUUUCAUGGACUGGAGAUGUUAUCAUGUCUUUGGCUGCAGAAUUGCUUUACCCAGGAUCCUUUGCCAGGCUCUAGGGGAUUGCACUUCUGCUGCAACGUGAGUGCCAAAAGCAGCUGUGUUAGAUAAUUGAUGUUAUUCUUUUCUGUUCGGGCUUCAUAACCUCAAGCACAACCCUGUCACAUCAUAGGACCGUACAGUAUUGUACCAAAGAAACAGGCUUGGGAUGUCUUUACUUCUGUGCAAUGUUACAUUUUCUUUGAAGGCCAACUCAGCCCAAAUCUGAUAUUUUGGUUCACGUUGGGCAAUCGAUGGAUUAAAUUAGCCAACGGCAUCUUAAAUUUG